This is a messenger RNA of Orbicella faveolata, 1026 nucleotides long. Its product is annotated as fibroblast growth factor receptor 1-A-like. Lineage: Eukaryota; Metazoa; Cnidaria; Anthozoa; Scleractinia; Merulinidae. Gene Ontology annotation, biological process: positive regulation of kinase activity; cell surface receptor protein tyrosine kinase signaling pathway; protein phosphorylation. Gene Ontology annotation, molecular function: transmembrane receptor protein tyrosine kinase activity; ATP binding. The record is from RefSeq and is a predicted model, not a curated record. Gene Ontology annotation, cellular component: plasma membrane; signaling receptor complex.
UACAAUUUGUUUCAAUUUAUCGCAGAAGUAAUUAAAGUAAUUGUACUUAUUCAUAAUAACAAUUAUUAUUGGUUGCAACAACGUUUGAUUAGUUAGCCUGCCCUGUGAUGAUAAACUGUUGAGGUAAACUGUUUAGUCCUGAUCAAGAGCAAGCAGUUGAGAUGAAGUUCUGGAACGUUAAAGUGGAUGAAUGGGAGAUUGGAGCUGACCGUUUAAAACUUCAAGAGGUCAUUGGCAGGGGGGCAUUUGGAGCUGUCUGGAGAGCACUUUUGAGUGAACCGGAUGGAAAACCUGGAAAUCGGACAGUUGCUGUAAAAUGCUUUACACCCACUUCUGGGGAAGAUGGACGGAGAUCCCUGAUUAGAGAAAUUGAGCUGGGGAAACUUCUUGGAGAAAAACCUCAGGCAAACAUUGUUCAGUUUAUUGGCUGCGUUACCACACAAGUUCAUCCAAUGAUGGUUAUGGAGUACUUGGCGUGUGGUGACCUGUUGGGUUAUCUGAGGAAAAGCCGUGGAAUUCAUGAUAAGUAUCAUCUUGGACAAGGGAGUGUUCCGGAACUGCAAAUAUAUGAUCUAGUGUUGUUUGCCAAACAAGUUGCUGCUGGUAUGGUGUUUCUUGGAUCAAGAGGAAUAAUCCAUCGUGACCUGGCAGCUCGUAAUGUUCUUCUUGAUGACAACUAUGUUUGCAAAGUUACCGACUUUGGACUGGCUUAUCAAGAUUUCAAGUAUGGACAUGGAAAUGCCAAAAAGGUAUCUUAAUUUAUAAUUUUGCACAGCCAUAGCACUAUUAACACAUAAUUGCUGGCCCCGAGGGAAACAUUUAAGAUGGCUCACAACUGUUUCCAGCGUUUUUUGGUAUGUCUUUGUUGAAUCAAUACUACCACUCUUUUGGUCGAUGCUAUAACAGUGACAUCAACGAAGGUUUCAAUCAUGGUUAAACAAGUUCCUGACGCAAAAGGUUACCAUAGCAAUGGUAUAGGCCGUUCAAAAGGGUGUUAACUUCAGCUUCAAGUGCUCACAAUUAAAA